UGACAGCAGAAGAUAAAAGAAUAAGUAAGAGAGAAAGUGGGAAAGAGCGUGAUGUCUUUUUAUCUUCUCCCUUUCACAAAGAUGAGGUGCCUUCUGCUGGAGCUGACGUCUCUUCUGCUACUGGGAACUAUAUUUGCGCAACGCCAAGUCACAGUUCAAGAAGGCCCACUAUACCGCACGGAAAACUCCCACAUCACCAUUUGGUGCAAUGUCAGCGAUUACCAAGGACCAUCAGAACAAAAUUUCCAGUGGUCCAUAUAUCUCCCAUCCCUCCCAGAAAGGGAGGUGCAAAUUGUCAGCACCAUGGACCCGUCCUUCCCUUAUGCUAUUUACACCCAGCGUGUCAGAAGUGGGGAAAUCUACGUAGAGAAGAUCCAAGGGGAUUCUGCUCUGCUGCACAUCGCAGAGCUCCAGGACAGGGACACUGGUGUGUACGAAUGUCACACACCCACCACUGAUGAAAGAUACUUCGGGAGUUACAGUGCCAAGAUGAAGCUAAUAGUCAUUCCUGAUUCUCUGCGGGUGACCUCAGAGGCCCAGACCCUAAAUAAAGUGCAGCAUGAUUCUCUGGAGCUGAAAUGUGAGAUAUCCAAGGCUACUGUACAGCACAGCCACAUUUCCAUCGCCUGGUACCGGAAAAAAGCAGACGAGCCAGCUGUGGAGGUGAUCUCCCUCAGUCGAGAUUUUGUGUUGCACGCUGGAAGUGAGUACAGCCAGCGGCACGCCAGUGGAGACAUCCGCCUGGAUAAAAUAGGCCAGACUCUGUCCAAGCUUACAGUCUACAACCUGCAGUCCUCUGAUGAGGGCGAGUUUUACUGCGAGGCAGCGGAGUGGAUUCAGGACCCUGACGGCACUUGGUACGCAAUGACCCGCAAGCGCUCAGAGGGCACCAUGGUCUAUGUGGAAGGAACUGUCAGUGCUCACAUUAAUUUUGAUAUGGACAUCAACGUCCGGCUGGAGACGGAGAAGCGGACAUACACAGUAGGUGAACCAGUGGAGUUCCGGUGUAUUUUGGAGGUACAGAAUGUUGCCAAGAGGCACUUCUCCAUCUCAUGGGCCUUCAACAGCUCCCUGAUUGCUAGUUUUGGGGCUAAUGCUGUGCCAGUACUUAAUAAUGAGUUUGCCCAGCGUGAAGCUUUGGGCCAACUGAAAGUGUCCAAGGAGAGUGACAGUGUCUAUAUCCUGAAAAUCUACCGACUCCGCCUAGAAGACAGUGGAAAGUACAACUGUCGAGUGACGGAGCGCUUGAAGACAUCAACUGGCGAAUUCAUUGAUGGAGAGAGCAAACGACCAAAGAACACACCCAUCACAGUGCUUCCCCUUAAGACCAAUAUUUCAGUGGAGGUGACCAACAACGCCCCCAGUGUUCUAGAAGGAGAGAGCCUACGUUUUGGUUGUAAUGUGCGCACAGGGUUUAGACCCCAAAACCGUCUUUCUGUCACUUGGCAACUCGUGGACAAACAGAACCGUCGCAGUGACAUCGUCCAGCUUGAUCGGGACGGGACGCUUCAUCCAGGCCUUUCUUACACUGAGCGCAGCAGCUACGGUGGGAUUCAGAUGGAGCAGGUACAGCCUGGAUCCUUCACACUUGAAAUCUUCAACAGCCUCAAAGCGGAUGAGGGCCAUUAUGAGUGUCGCAUCACAGAGUGGACGAGAAGACUGGAUGGGGAGUGGCAGAUGAUUGGGGAGCGGCACAAUGGCUCUGCAGUAACCAUCAAUGCACUGGAUGCCGGUUUUGCAGUUACAGCCAUCUCCCGCACCCCUGGAGUGACCUAUAAUGAGUCGUUUGAUUUACAAUGCAUCAUCAAACCACAUUACCCAUCGUGGGUCCCGGUGUCUGUGACAUGGCGUUUUCAACCAGCAGGCAGCACAGAAUUUCAUGAUCUGGUCACCUUUACUCGAGAUGGAGGUGUUCAGUGGGGAGAUAAGUAUAUCGGGUUCCGAACUCGAACAGCCAUUGAGAAAGCAGAGUCCAGUAACAACGUGCGCCUCAGCAUCAGCAGGGCCAGUGACACAGAGGCAGGCAAGUACCAAUGUGUGGCGGAGCUCUGGCGGAAGAACUAUAACAGCAGCUGGACACGACUGGCAGACAGGACCUCAAACCUCCUGGAAAUCAGGGUUUUGCGGCCUGUGACGAAGUUGCAGGUCAGCAAAUCCAAGCGGAGCGUCACUCUUGUGGAGAACAGGCCCAUCCCCCUCAACUGCUCUGUGAAGUCUCAGACCAGUCCGGACUCCCACUUUGCUGUCCUGUGGUACGUCCACAAGCCAGCGGACACCGACGGCCGGCUCAUCCUGAAGACCACCCACAACUCCGUGUUUGAGUACGGCACCUACGCCGAAGAAGAAGGGCUGAAGGGAAGGCUGCAGUUUGAGAGGUCCUUGUCCGGAGGCCUCUUUAGCCUCACAGUGCAGAGGGCACAGGUCAGCGACACGGGCAGCUAUUACUGCCACGUGGAGGAGUGGCUUCUCAACCCCAACCACGCCUGGUAUAAGCUGGCAGAGGAGGUUUCGGGCCGGACUGAAGUCACAGUCAAGUUGCCAGAAAACCUUCUGGAGGUAAACCAGAGCCUGAAGAACCUCACAAUUCUAGAGAACGAGUGGGUGACUUUGGAGUGUCUGGUCACCAGCCGGAGCAGCCAUGCCUCCCACUUGUCAGUGGCGUGGUUCAGGUGGAAACCUGGCCGCCCAGAGAGAGACGAAGUUGUGAAGCUGAGCCGCCAGGCCACUGUCUUGUAUGGAGAACCAGCAGCAGCAAGUGACCUGAAGAGUAGGCUGCGCCUGGAAAGCCCCUCCCCGGGCCUGUACCUGCUCACCAUUCAGAACAUGACCGUUCAGGACAGUGGCGUCUACAGCUGCCGUGUGGAGGAGUGGCUGCUGGAUCCCACGAACACGUGGUACAAACGGGCAGAAAGCCUCUCCGGGCUGACCACCAUUGUGGUGAAGCAACCAGAUGCCUCUUUGCAAGUGGAUACAACAAUGGCCAACCUGACAGUGCCGGAACAGGGGCAUUUUCAUUUGGAUUGCACCAUCCUGUCCGUCUCCAGCCAAGAGUCCCGCUUUGCUGUGUCGUGGGUCAUCCUGAAGACCAAAGGCAGAGACGGGCGUACCAGCCGCAACAAGGACGGAGAAGAGAAGGUGGUCUUAUUGAGAGUGGGCCAGGAUUCCAUCUUCAGCCCGGAAGCUAGCCCCUGGGAAGGCAGGCUGCGCUUUCAGAGGCUCUCGACCACGCUCUACCGACUGACUGUAUUGCAGGCAGGGGCUACGGAUGGUGGCAAUUACUCAUGCCAUGUGGAAGAGUGGCUGCCUGACCCCAGGGGUGUAUGGUACAAACUGGCUGAAGAGGAAUCUGGCCCCAUAUCAGUUUACGUACAAGAUACAGGCUCCUCUCUGCAGUCUGUCACCUGCUCCAAUGAUGCCCUCUUCUACUUUGUGUUUUUCUACCCCUUCCCCAUCUUCGGCAUUCUCAUCAUCACCAUCCUCCUCGUGCGGUUCAAGAGCAGAAACUCCAGCAAGAAUUCCGAAGGCAAGAACGGGGUCCCCUUGCUGUGGAUCAAAGAGCCACAUCUCAACUACUCGCCCACUUGCCUGGAGCCACCCGUUCUCAGCAUCCACCCGGGGACUAUAGAUUAAAAGAGGAGAGGCUUCAGGGAGGAAAAGAGAGGUGAAGACGCACCUGGAACCCAAAGGAAGUGUGUGUGUGUGUUGUCUGUCUGUUUCAGCAUCUGUACUUUGGAUCCUGACG
Molecule: messenger RNA, 3742 nt
Organism: Euleptes europaea (tarantolino)
Lineage: Eukaryota; Metazoa; Chordata; Lepidosauria; Squamata; Sphaerodactylidae
Gene: IGSF3
Product: immunoglobulin superfamily member 3
Exons: 11
Coding region: 52-3630 (1192 amino acids)
Source: RefSeq, a predicted model, not a curated record